Molecule: messenger RNA, 2480 nt
Organism: Paramecium sonneborni
Lineage: Eukaryota; Ciliophora; Oligohymenophorea; Peniculida; Parameciidae
Source: the annotation of a GenBank genome assembly
UAAUUUAAGAAAUGAUAAUAAUUCUAGGUCUGUUGAUAUUAUGUGUGUAAGGUUUGAAUGAAGUGAAAGUAUCAUUUAAUGAAAUAGAAUCUCCAGUGUCUAAUAUUUAUUGGUGUGGAUCAUCUGUUGUUUUUACAAAAGAUGAUGAAACAAUUGAAUAAACUCAUUAGGAGAGUAGAAAAGUGUUGUUUAUACUUACAGACAAAGGGAAAAUAUGGAGAUCAGCAGAUUAUGGAUCAACAUGGUUAGAUGAGACUAAGAGUUGGGAAAAAAUGGAACCAGAAAAUAAAUAAUUAUAAUUUGAAAGUAUUCAUAUUUCACCAGCUGAUUCAAGAGUUAUAUUCUUUUUUGGAUCAAAUGGUAUUAGUUAUAAAUCUAAGAAUUGUGGAAGAACUUAUACAAGAUUCACACAUUCAGAAGAUCUUUAUGAUUUUAAAUUAAAUAAGAUGGAUCCAUAAUGGAUAAUGGCUUUCAAAGAUAAACCUUGUGGCAAAAAUGAUAUCAAUUGUAAAGACUUUUAUAAGAAAUCUAUUUAUGUGACUGAAGAUGGAGGAGAAACUUGGAAAUCUGCUUUAAAUUAUGUUAGAGAUGCAGCAUGGGAUAAAUUAUUAUAAUAUUAACUUAUUCCUGAUUAAAGAAUUAUAGUUUGUCAUAUGAAAGAAGGCAAAUCUGUUAUUUCCUAUUCUGAUGAUUAUUUUACUACUAUAUAAACAAUGUAAGAAAAUGCAUUAGGAUUCUUUUAAACUUCGCAUUAUAUCUUUGUAUUAACAACAGGAGAAGAUGGUGAAACUGGAUAUGAAUUACUCAUUGCUCCUGCUUAUUUAGAUAAAUUCUAACCUUAACCUGUAUAAUUACCAAUUCCUUUGAAUUAACAUACCUUUACUAUUCUUGAUACUUCAGAAGGAUAAAUAUUUUUAUCUGUUUCUCAUAAAGAAGAAAAUUAAAGAUUAACUAAUGUAUAUGUAAGUGAUUUUAGAGGAUUCAAAUUCACUCUUUCUUUAUUACAUAAUGUUAGAUCACUUGAUACUGGAAAUUGUGAUUUUGAAAGAAUUCUAGGAAUGGAGGGAGUUUAUGUAGCAAAUGUUUUUGAUCAUUAAGAAGUUGAAAAAUCAAAAUCUAGAAGUUCUAUUACACCAGCUACUUUAGAAUUAUAUAAAAAAACUGUAAUAUUGAUAUAUUUAUAUUUUUAGUUUAUUUCUUAUGAUAGAGGUGGUUAAUGGCAUCCAUUAAAAGCACCAGAAAUAGAUUCAAAAGGAUAAGAAAUUUUAUGUUCUGGAGAUUGUUCUUUACAUUUGAAAGGAAGAACUGAAGCCAAUUAAAAUCCUCUUUAUUCUAGUUAAAAUGCUCCAGGAAUUAGUAUAGGUGUUGGAAAUACAGGGUUGUAUUUAACUUAAAAGGAUCAUGAAGUCAAUACUUAUCUAACUAGAGAUGGAGGACAUGAAUGGUUUGAAAUUAGAAAAGGUUCUCAUAUGUAUGAAAUAGGAGAUAGAGGAGGUCUUAUUGUUAUGGGAUAAGAUGAUAAACCUAUUAACUAAAUCAUUUAUUCUUGGGAUCAAGGUUUUUCAUGGGAAGAAGUCAAAAUUGGUGAUAAAGAAUUCGAAAUACAAAAUAUAGUUACUGAACCAUCUAAUAUGGAAUAAAAGUUCAUUAUUUAUGGAUAAAGUAGAUCUAAAGAAAAUUCAUUAAAAGGAUAUGUUAUAGCAUUGAAUUUCUAAACACUUCAUUAAAGAGUCUGUUCUGGUGCUUGGGAUCCUACAAUGCCAGAAUCAGAUUAUGAAUUUUGGAUUCCUAAAAAUUUUGAAUCUGGAAAAUGCUUAUUUGGCAGAAAAAUUAAAUAUAUCAGGAGAAAAAGAGAAGCUUAAUGUUUCAAUCAAGAAGAAAUUGAUAAAAAAUUUUUUAUCGAAACUUGUCCUUGCAUUGAAGAUGAUUGGGAAUGCGAUUUUGGAUUUUACAGAAAAAUUGAAGGAGGACCCUGUGUACCUAUUGCUGAUAAAUUUGAAGAAGAUGAUACUCCUGAUUUAUUAAAGCCACCUGUCAAUUGUUAAAAGACUUAUAUGAAAACUUAAGGUUAUAGAAAGGUUUCAGGUGAUUAUUGUCAAGGUGGUAUUGAUCUUUCACCAGUUGAAACACCUUGUCCAGAUUUAGUAACUAAUAAUACUUCAUAAAAUAAUACUCAAAUACCAAUCAAUGAUCAACAAUAACCUACAAUUAAUAAACCACAAAUAAAAAAUACUGCAGUUUCAUCAAUCAAACCAUCUAAACCAAAUUCAUAUUUGUGGUAUGUCGUAGCCUUUUUAGGAGUUAUUGUUAUCAUUUUAUUAUUCAAAGAAAAAAUAAUCAAGUAAUUUUUAUCAUUUAUCAAUUCUAGUCUAUUUAAAAGUAAACCUCCUUAAAAGUCCUCAUCUUAUAUGUACAAAGGAAAUUAUGAAUAACUUAAAUUAUUUAGUGGAAACGAUGAUGAUGACGAGGCUGGCAAUUGA